CGAUAACCGAUAGCGCCGCCUUGUUAUCGUGAGCAGCUGUUGACGAGCAACGUAGGCAAAAGUAAAUAUUAUUAAAAAACUGCGUAGCAAAUAAAGCUUGGAAUAUUCGAAUACAAAAUACUGACUAGAGAUUACCAGAGAUUAGCCACCGCAAAUCAGCUGCAAAAAGGCAGAUUUUAAAAGUUCAGAGUAAACUAGUUCCAAACGUGUUGUGAUUUCACAGUAGCCGCAUUUGUGGCUUAUAGUUUCCUUGUUCUCCCAAUCCAAUACCAUAUAAAUAAGCGCGAGUCAAAAGCAGGUUUUGCAUUCAUUGUAAAACAGUGCUAAGGCGUGCACCCGAUUAACCAAGGAAUUAAACGUUGAGGAGUUAUAGUAUAAAUCGGAAUUAGAAUGUCGCAGCAACCUGUUGCCUUUUUAACCCGUCGCGAAACUUUCAGCGCCUGCCAUCGUCUUCAUAGUCCCCAAUUGACGGAUGCAGAGAAUCUGGAAGUGUUCGGAAAAUGCAACAAUUUCCAUGGCCACGGACAUAACUAUACAGUUGAGAUUACGGUUCGUGGACCCAUUGAUCGGCGAACUGGAAUGGUGCUAAACAUCACCGAGCUAAAAGAGGCUAUCGAAACGGUGAUCAUGAAGCGUUUGGAUCACAAAAAUCUCGACAAGGAUGUAGAAUACUUUGCCAAAACACCUAGUACCACUGAGAAUUUGGCCGUCUAUAUUUGGGACAACAUCCGUCUGCAGCUGAAGAAACCCGAACUUCUGUACGAGGUGAAAAUCCACGAGACACCAAAGAAUAUUAUCAGCUACCGCGGUCCCUAUCCGCUCAAUGGAAUCUACAAUCCUAUCAACAAACGGGUCACACACAAUUCCGGCACCAAUAUCUCAUCGGACUCCGAUUGAAUGACAGAUAUAGGAAUUUACAUUCGAACGAAUUUUUUGGGACCACUCAGCGAACAUUCAGCGAACCUCCUUAACCAACACGCAUAGAAAAAGACACUUACCAUGUAAGGGAAUGAAAGUUAUACGAAUUACAAAGUAUGUAGAAAUAAUCUAUGUUCAUGCAACAUAUUAAUGAAUAAAUAAACAAGCAAGUAAAAGGCA
This is a messenger RNA of Drosophila ficusphila, 1098 nucleotides long. It is a transcript of the gene purple, whose product is annotated as 6-pyruvoyl tetrahydrobiopterin synthase. The transcript is spliced from 5 exons. NCBI's taxonomy places the organism in Eukaryota, Metazoa, Arthropoda, Insecta, Diptera, Drosophilidae. Gene Ontology annotation, biological process: tetrahydrobiopterin biosynthetic process. Bases 391 to 897 code for a protein of 168 amino acids. Gene Ontology annotation, molecular function: 6-pyruvoyltetrahydropterin synthase activity. Gene Ontology annotation, cellular component: mitochondrion. The record is from RefSeq and is a predicted model, not a curated record.